Molecule: messenger RNA, 2326 nt
Organism: Annulohypoxylon truncatum
Lineage: Eukaryota; Fungi; Ascomycota; Sordariomycetes; Xylariales; Hypoxylaceae
Product: subtilisin-like protein
Exons: 3
Coding region: 566-1837 (423 amino acids)
Biological process (GO): proteolysis
Molecular function (GO): serine-type endopeptidase activity
Source: RefSeq, a predicted model, not a curated record
GGGCAGGAUCUUGAUGGGGCCUACCUUAUGGGGCUAUACUACCGCGUACGUAGUCUAUGUAGCCGAGUGAUCAUCUUUUUAAGAAAAGAAAAUUUCCUCAUUCUUUUAAUAUGAUCCGUUCCCCUGGGUUAUCAUUUCCUCUCUAAGUGAUCCCUCUCUCGUCAUUUUUUUUUCUUGUCGUCUUUUAGGUACCCUUUUUCUCUUGAAAGAGAUAGGACAUAGAGUGGACUCUAGAGGUGCAAAAUCAUCGUCUUUGUGACUCAAGCUCAACUUACCUCUACUCUACUCUCAUCUCCUACUAUUCUAUUCCACAUCAUUCAUUUCUACAUUUUUUCCAACUCAUCAUCGAAUCAGAGAUUCGCCUGCCUUUCUUUUACUAUACUGGUCUAGGAUCACAGAAAUACAUUUCUACCAUUACCAGAUAUAUAUAACCUGGUUUCGUUUCUUCGAUAUAUUUAUCUGGACAUACCUAGUAGUAUUCGAUUUGUAGUCAUUGACUACUUCCAUCUUUAAGCUACCCUCAACCUGUCUGGUACAAAAGGGGGAUAUACCUUAAAACUUCACCAUGGCGCCAAGUCUCUCCACCAUCUUUACCUCACUCCUGGCCCUGGCGCCACUGGGAACGUUCGCACACCCUAUGAAUGUAUGGCGACCUACUGCUGAAGCUGGGACAUCGCUAGGGGUCUUCGUUAGCAAUCCGGAUUCAACAAACGUGGUUCCCAACUCGUACAUCGUGGUCUAUCACAAGAACUCCACCGACGAUGAGGUAGCCGCGCAUCAAGCAUCCGUCAAGGUGGCUGUCAAGAAGCGAAACUUGGGCAAGCGAGGGUUGGUUGGCCAGCUACUUUCGACACGGGUUCGUACGUUCGCUAUGUCAGGCUGGCGGGCUAUGGCUUUGGAAUCCGACGAUCUUAUGAUGAAUGAUAUCAACAACAUGGCCAUGGUCAACUAUGUCGAAGCAAACACAUACGUCCAAGCUGCGGCCCUGAAGAACCAGGUCAAUGCGCCUACGGGCUUGGUUCGGUUAAGUCACGCUGACGCUGGAGGUUCCGGUUACAUCUUCGACGAUUCUGCUGGGGAGGGCAUCACGGCGUACAUUGUUGACACGGGUAUCAUGGUCACGCACGAGGAUUUCCAGGGACGUGCUACGAUGGGUUUCAAUGCUGUUGAGGAGGAAGAGGCUACGGAUCUGAACGGCCACGGCUCCCACGUCUCAGGCACAAUCGGUGGUGCAACCUUUGGGGUGGCUAAGAACGUGCAGUUGGUUGGCGUUAAGGUCUUGGAUGCGAAUGGAGGUGGCACGAACGCCGACGUGAUCGACGGUCUCAAUUUCGUUGCGUCUAACGCUACGAAGGGCAAGUCAGUAAUGAACAUGUCGCUUGGUGGUCCCAAAUCCCAAGCCGUCAACGAUGCUAUCGAACGCCUCUUUUCGAACGGAGUUGUCCCCGUCGUCGCAGCCGGCAACGAGGCUCAGGACGCCGCCAAUGUCUCACCAGCGAGCAGCCCUAACGCCAUCACCGUAGGCGCUAUCGAUCAGACUAACGACAGACGUGCAAGCUUCAGCAACUUCGGCUCAAUCGUCGACGUAUUUGCCCCGGGCGUGAAUGUGGAAAGUGUCGGCAUUGCCAAUAACACCGCAAGCGAAAUCUUGAGCGGUACUUCCAUGGCAUCACCACAUAUCGCAGGCCUCGCCGCGUACCUCAUGGCUCUCGAGAACAUCACCAACGCCACAGCGGUUUCGGAUCGUAUCAAGGCGCUGGGCGGUGCUUCAGGGGCAAGCGUCGUACGAAAUGCCCGAGGCACAACGAGUGUCAUCGCCAACAACGGCAACCUAUGAUUAAGCGCGUACUGGGAUAGUCAUCCGAUAUCAAAACGCGAUUUUUUUUGCCGGUUGGGUAGAAGUAGACGAUCUUCACCGACGUUCUUUUGUACAAACCUACGUUCAUCCUCGGACAUAUCAUCAUCAUCAUCGGAUUAGAACGAAGCAUCAUAUCCAGUAUCAAAUAGCGAAUUCGGAGAAAAGCGAAGGUCGAUUCUUGUCCAUUGAUAUAUAUAUUAAGUACUUUUGGAGGGGAUCAUGAGUAUGGAGAGCGAGAUACCUGUUUUUAUAGACGAGUGGUUACGCAUCACAGAGUUAACGAAGAAAGGAGACAUGCAUUAGACAUUAGUUUCAUGGCCAAUGGGCGAAUUAGCGAUCUGCGCGUUACUAUUACACGAUUGUGUAUAUUUUGGAGAAGGUAGAUACGUCUACCGAGUACAUAUUAAAUUCAUCAAUACCAUUCACCAAUAUAUCUUCACCUGUUCAACGUCUUUCUGUCAAGGCUUA